Messenger RNA from Scheffersomyces amazonensis, 2208 nucleotides. It is a transcript of the gene LRO1, whose product is annotated as phospholipid:diacylglycerol acyltransferase. The record is from RefSeq and is a predicted model, not a curated record. NCBI's taxonomy places the organism in Eukaryota, Fungi, Ascomycota, Pichiomycetes, Serinales, Debaryomycetaceae. The transcript has a single exon. Gene Ontology annotation, cellular component: cytoplasm; perinuclear endoplasmic reticulum. Gene Ontology annotation, molecular function: phospholipid:diacylglycerol acyltransferase activity. Gene Ontology annotation, biological process: triglyceride biosynthetic process; lipid storage. Bases 87 to 2162 code for a protein of 691 amino acids.
UUUCGUUUCAUCCGAUCAAGCAACUUUAUUUGUUUUGAAAAGUUUAGGAAUCAACCACAAGGAAAUCGUCAUAGCUUACAAGUCACAUGAGUACAUUGAAGAGAAGAAAAGACGGUGAUGAGGAACCGUCUUCUGACUCAAUGGCUACGGGAGUUCAUCGUGGAUUAGUUGAAGAUGAUACAGAAGACGAUAGAGAUGAUGAAGUAAGAGAUAUUCGAGAAGGUCAUCAUAUUCAUUCACAUCAUAUUUUAUAUUCGGAUGGUAAAGGUUUAACUCCUAUAACUUCACGAAGUUCUGGAGCUGGUGAUUCUAGUGUUGGUAGUAUUAGUAUUACUGGAGAAUCCAAAAGAUUGAAACGGAAAUUACUUGAAACAAGAAGAGUAUUCUUUGUAUUAGGUAUCGUACUUGGAUUAUUGUUAACCAUUAUCUUUUCUACAUGGAGGAAUCCUCAUCUCAUUGGUGAGUUGGACAAAUUGGUAAAUAUGGAUUAUCCUGCCAUAUUUGAAGAUUGGAAAGAUUGGAAAGAUAUAUUACCUGUGAGUUUCCAAUCCAUGUUGAGUCAAGCACAAUUGCAACAAAAUGAUGAACAUUUACAUGGAUCUGCCGAAUCUUUCUCAGUGGGGAAGAGAUUGGCAGCAACUGAGAAUUUAUCUAAUAAACAUAAUGUUGUACUUGUUCCGGGUGUCAUUUCAACCGGUAUAGAAUCAUGGGGCGUAUCAUCAGAUGGUGAUUGUCCCUCUGUAAAUCAUUUCCGGAAAAGACUCUGGGGUUCCUUUUAUAUGUUAAGAACUAUGAUACUUGAUAAAACUUGUUGGCUAAGACAUAUUAUGCUAGAUCCAGAUACUGGAUUAGAUCCUCCCAAUAUAAAGCUAAGAGCAGCCCAAGGAUUUGAAGCAGCCGAUUUCUUCUUAGCUGGAUAUUGGAUUUGGAAUAAAAUCUUACAAAAUUUGGCUGUUAUUGGAUAUGGUCCCAAUAAUAUGAUAAGUGCAUCUUAUGAUUGGAGAUUAGCCUAUUUGGAUUUAGAAAAACGGGAUGGAUAUUUCUCGAAAUUGAAAUCUCAAAUUGAAAUUGCUGAAGCAUUAAAUGGUCAAAAGUCCAUCUUAGUGGGUCAUUCCAUGGGUACUCAAGUUAUUUAUUACUUUAUGCAGUGGGUUGAAGCUGAAGGUGAAAAUUAUGGAAAUGGUGGUCCCACAUGGGUUAAUGAUCAUAUUGAAGCAUUUGUGGAUAUUAGUGGAUCAUCAUUGGGGACUCCUAAAACUAUACCAGCUUUAAUAUCUGGAGAAAUGAAAGAUACAGUUCAAUUGAAUGCUUUGGCUGUUUAUGGACUAGAGCAAUUUUUCAGUAGACGUGAAAGAGUCGAUAUGUUAAGAACAUUUGGUGGAGUCGCAAGUAUGUUACCUAAGGGUGGAGAUAUAAUUUGGGGGAAUUUAACUCAUGCUCCAGACGAUCCAACGAAUUCUUUACAUGAAAAAGAUCCAUCAUUUGAAAUAGAAGGUACCAAGAAAGAUAGUUUUGGAGCAUUUAUAAGAUAUAAAUCUCUUGAUAAUUCAUCCAGAAGAAAUUUCACCAUCCAACAAAGUAUUGAUAAUUUAUUAGAACAGUCUCCUGCUUGGUAUUCCAAUAGAGUAAAAGAACAAUAUUCAUAUGGAAUUGCUUAUACUCAAGAAGAAUUACAAGAGAAUAAAAAACAUCAUCUGAAAUGGUCCAAUCCUUUGGAAGCACCACUUCCUUUUGCUCCUGAUAUGAAAAUAUAUUGUUUCUAUGGAGUAGGGAAACCUACAGAAAGAGCCUACAAUUAUGUACAAGCUGAAAAUUCUACUCGUUUACAAAUGACUAUAGAUUCAGAACUGGAAAUGCCAGUUUUCUUAGGUGAUGGAGAUGGUACUGUCAGUUUACUUACUCACACUAUGUGUCAUGAAUGGAAGAAAGGUUCAGCUUCAAGAUUUAAUCCUGCUGGUUCACCAGUUACUAUUGUUGAAAUUAAACAUGAACCCGAUAGAUUUGAUAUUAGAGGUGGAGCUAAAACAGCUGAUCAUGUUGAUAUUCUUGGUAGUGCUGAAUUAAAUGAACUUGUUCUUAAAGUGGCUGGUGGCAAAGGUGAUACCAUUGAAGAUAGAUAUGUAAGUGAUUUAAAGGAUAUUGCUGCCUCUAUGAAGAUUUAGAUUAAUUUGCUCUGUUACAUAGUGUUUAGAUUAGAUUGUAUGAUAU